CUCGGAAGCGUGCCCCAGGGUAUCCUCGAGGACCUCUCGAGAGGUGGUAUCCAGAGUAUCUGCCCACCCCCGAGGUCGCCAUUGUAUCCACAUCCACCGCUCCCCAGGGACCCAGGGCAGGGCUGCAACAGCUGUGUGUAUGGGUGGUUACUGGCAGUGCGACAUCCUUCGAUGCUGUCGUUCCCCUCCUUUUGCUGCGCCUCGCACGCGGCAAGAUCGCGUUCCACGGUUUAAAAUUUCAUUUCAACAGUUUUUGCAUGAGUCUCAGUUCUUUGUGUGGAUAUGUAUGUCUCCGCUUUGGCACUUGGCUGGGUGCCUCCCAGCAGCACGCAGGCAGGAUCUUUGUCUCUAGGCCACGCAGUGGCAACGCUCGCUGGCUUUUUUUUCAUCAUCCAGAUGACUCGGAUGGGGCACAGCAAAAGCCAUCGGCUGCGCCCUGGGUGUUCUCCAAGACCCGAUUUGAUGUUGUUGUCCUCCACUCUUGGACAUGAUUUUGACUCGGCCCAUUCGCGCGGCGCGAAAGUAGGUCACCAAAGGACUUCGUGACCUGCGCUUGGUAUUAUUAGAAGCGGGCGCGCACGAAGCACGCAGUUUGGUAGGUUUCUAUGCGGCUCCGAUGGUGUCCCGAUUGCUGUAUUAUCAUUUCCCGUUCAUGGUCGAAAUUGUGUCCCGAUUGGUGUCUCGAUAGGCGUCUCGAUGGAUUAUCGGAUUGAUUUCCUGAUCGUGCCCAGGUGAUGUCCGGAUUGAUGUUUGACGAAUGCGAUCUUGUGGUGUUCAGACCAGCAUGCCAUGAAAGUCACACAUCGAGCACAAAUCUCAGUUUGUACCAGUCGCGAUCUCACCGUGAAGACACCACACAGAUACAUCCAGGCAAAAUUGGCAAUCAUCAU
Prorocentrum cordatum is the source of this 890-nucleotide messenger RNA. The record is from the annotation of a GenBank genome assembly. Lineage: Eukaryota; Dinophyceae; Prorocentrales; Prorocentraceae.